AUGUUCCCUUGGCAACGGGAGGCCUGGCCGCCUGACCAUAGAGGGCGGCCUCCAGCUGGGAAGAGAAGACGUUCUUUUCUGCUGCCGACUCAGUGGUUUCUCUUCCGGCAGCAGCACGAGGACCUGUCUGCAAAGAAGCUGCGGCUGACCAAGCCCAGCAAGUCAGCAGCGCUCCAUGUCGACCUGUGCAAAGCCACCUCGCCCGCAGAUGCCUUGCAGUACCUGCUCCAGUUUGCCAGGAAGCCCGUGGAAGUGGAGAGCGUGGAAGGGGUUGUCAGGAUCCUGCUGGAGCAUUAUUACAAGGAGAACGAUGCCUCUGUAAGACUGAAGAUUGCUUCCUUACUGGGCUUGUUAUCGAAGACUGCGGGGUUUUCCCCAGACUGCAUUGUGGAUGAUGCCAUCAACACGCUUCAAAAUGAGAAGUCUCACCAAGUCCUUGCUCAGCUGCUGGACACCCUGUUGGUGAUCGGCACAAAACUCACGGAGAAUCCGUCUGUCAGGAUGAGACUGGUAGAGGUAGCCUGCAAGCAUCUGACAGAUUCUUCCCAUGGUGUAAGAAAUAAGUGUCUUCAGUUAAUUGGCUGUCUUGGACCAGUUGAAAAAGGUGUUGUGAAGGAAGUUGAAAGCCAGGCUGCCAAAGAUGUGCAGAAGAUAAUAGGAGAUCAUUUUAAUGACCAGGACCCUCGUGUUAGGACUGCAGCUAUAAAAGCUAUGCUGCAGCUUCAUGAAAGAGGAUUAAAAUUACAGCAGGCUAUUUACAGUCAGGCCUGCAAGCUGUUGGCAGAUGAUUACGAGCAAGUGCGCAGUGCUGCAGUUCAGUUAAUUUGGGUCCUCAGUCAACUUUACCCUGAAAGCAUCGUUCCGAUUCCUUCCUCUAAUGAAGAAAUUCGCUUGGUUGAUGAUGCAUUUGGAAAAAUUUGUCACAUGGUUAGCGAUGGUUCCUGGGUUGUUAGAGUACAAGCUGCUAAGUUAUUGGGCUCUAUGCAACAAGUUAGCUCCCACUUCUUGGAGCAGACCCUUGACAAGAAGCUUAUGUCAGAUCUGAGGAGGAAGCGCACUGCACACGAACGAGCCAAGGAACUCUACAGCUCUGGGGAGUUUUCAAGUGGCAGAAAAUGGGGAGAUGAUGCUCCCAAAGAAGAAAUUGAUACAGGUGCUGUAAACUUGAUAGAAUCAGGAGCUUGUGGGGCCUUUGUUCAUGGCCUUGAAGAUGAGAUGUAUGAGGUUCGGAUCGCUGCGGUUGAAGCCCUCUGUAUGUUGGCUCAGUCCUCGCCUUCUUUUGCGGAGAAAUGCCUGGAUUUUUUGGUUGACAUGUUUAAUGACGAAAUUGAGGAGGUGAGAUUGCAGUCCAUACACACAAUGAGAAAAAUUUCCAACAACAUCACGCUGCGGGAAGACCAGCUGGAUACUGUGUUGGCUGUUCUUGAGGAUUCUUCAAGGGACAUUCGGGAAGCACUUCAUGAGCUGCUGUGUUGCACCAAUGUCUCAACUAAAGAAGGCAUCCAUCUUGCACUGGUGGAGCUGCUGAAAAACCUAACCAAGUAUCCCACCGACAGAGAAUCUAUAUGGAAAUGCUUGAAGUUCCUGGGAAGUAGACAUCCCACUUUGGUGCUCCCCUUAGUCCCAGAGCUGCUGAGCACUCAUCCCUUCUUUGACACACCAGAACCAGACAUGGAUGACCCAGCCUACAUUGCUGUGCUGGUUCUGAUUUUUAACGCUGCUAAAAGCUGCCCAACGAUGCCUGCCCUGUUCUCUGACCAUACCUUCAGACAUUACGCCUAUCUUCGGGACAGCCUCUCUCAUCUGGUCCCUCCGUUACGAUUGCCAGGUAGGAAGCUGGUGUCCUCCCCCGUCUCCCCCAGCAUCACACCACAUGAAGAUCCUUCCCAGCAGUUCUUGCAUCAGAGCCUGGAGAGGGUUUACAACCUCCAGCACCUCGACCCGCAGGGCAUACAGGAACUGCUGGAAUUCACCAUCCGUGAUCUUCAGAGGCUUGGAGAACUGCAGUCAGAACUGGCAGGGAUGGCAGAUUUCACUGCAACGUACCUACAGUGUCAGCUGCUCCUCACCAAGGCCUUGCAGGAGAAGCUGUGGAACGUGGCAGCUCCUCUGUACCUGAAGCAGAACGCGUUAGCAUCUGCUGCAGCGAAACAGAUCUUGGAAGAAACGUAUAAAAUGGAGUUCAUGUACAGCGGCGUGGAGAGCCGACAAGUGGUCAUUAUUCACCACAUGAGACUGCAGGCGAAGGCCUUGCAGCUGAUAGUGACUGCGCGUACGACCAGAGGAGUGGAACCCCUUUUUGGGAUGUGUGAAAAAUUCCUGCAAGAAGUGGAUUCCUUUCAGAGAUGUUUCAUCUCUGAGCUCCCGCAUAUGCAAGGCAGUUUUGUAGAUAAGCUGCUGGAUUUAAUGCCCAGACUGGUGACAUCCAAGCCUUCGGAAGUGGUCAAGAUUCUUCAGACAACACUCCGACAAAGUACCUUCCUCCACCUUCCUCUUCCAGAGCAGCUCCAUAGAGCUACUGCGAAUAUCAUUGAGCCUACGGGUGAAUCUGACAAUCCCCUGAGGUUCACAUCGGGGUUGGUGGUGGCGCUGGAUGUUGACGCGACUCUGGAGCACGUGCAGGAUCCCCAAGGAACCGUUAAAGUUCAGGUGCUGUAUCCAGAUGGACAAGCACAACUGAUCCAUCCCAAACCAGCUGACUUCCGAAAUCCCGCUCCUGGAAGGCACAGGCUGAUAACUCAGGUUUACCUCUCGCACACAGCCUGGACAGAGCCGUGUCAGAUUGAGGUGCGGUUGCUGCUGGCCUACAAUUCUAACAGGAGCAAAGCAGCUGCUAAAAUUCCUAAAUCUACCUGGAGCGAGAGCUUGGAGGCUCUCCCGCAGUCCGAAAACGGCAUAGAGGGGACCAUACCCUUCAGCAAAGCUGUCAAAGUUUAUAUAAUGCCCAAACCGGCCAGGCGGUGAAGUCUGUCACUGAGAAAUGUAUUUAUGGGGUUGUUGGGUUACAGGAAAACAAUGUGCUGUGUUCCAAGAGAAAUGAAAUCACUUGUCAACCAAAGAGUAAAG
Messenger RNA from Mesitornis unicolor (brown roatelo), 3066 nucleotides. It is a transcript of the gene INTS4, whose product is annotated as integrator complex subunit 4. Gene Ontology annotation, cellular component: integrator complex. Bases 1 to 2964 code for a protein of 987 amino acids. The transcript has 24 exons. Gene Ontology annotation, biological process: snRNA processing. The record is from RefSeq and is a predicted model, not a curated record. Lineage: Eukaryota; Metazoa; Chordata; Aves; Mesitornithiformes; Mesitornithidae.